GAUGACAUUUUUUCCUCCUUCAGCCUAGCUUGCAGAGCUCGGCUGUUGGCUUGCUGCGUUAGCGUUAGCGUACCUUAUGCGGCGUGGCGAUACAUCUCAGCUGUGGAAUGGGGCCGAGGACCAUUGGCCUAACUCUCUUCCCUCCUACUCAUCACAUUUCGCAGCCAGAAACACACAGAACUAGACGUCCGGCAAACCAGGACGAUGGUGCAUGGCGGGAUUCGGCUCUCAUGGGCCCAGGACGAAGCGAAACAGGCCAGUCAUGGUCUCGCGCAUGCCUCGGCCAACACCGAAGCCGAGACCAACAAGCAGCGCAGAAAGCUCCAGAACCGGAAGAACCAAAGAGCACAUCGUGAGUCCGUCCCUUAAUUCCGUAUCCCUUGCUUUUAUAUCCCCUGAUGUACUCUGUACUCAGAAGCCACACAGGACUACGGCUCAAGGAUAAAAACGCGGAGACGGUUCAGGGGUCCCGCCCAUUCGAGGUCAGGCGUUGGCGCGUCGACGAGCAGGACGAUUGUCCCCCCCAAGACACCUCGCCGAAGCCAGCAUCAGAGAGCUCAAUAACCAGGCACAUCUCCUCUCCCCCGCCUCGCACAUAUACCGGCACAUCACCCUCCACAGCCGAGUGUGCUAUGGUCCUCCGAGCCUCGCCAACCACCGGUUACGUCCACCCAGCCCUAGUGCUAAACCACCAGCCCUUCACCUUCCCCCUCUCCUCCGACCACCUCCUCCAUCUCAUCCAGUACAACGUCUUCCGUGCCUUCGUCUCCAACAAGCGCAUCCUAAACACCCGGCUCACCGACCCAACCACCUGCCCCCUCAGUGGUCCCGUCUACGACGACACGACUCUCUACCCUCCUAAGCUCGACAUCCCUCCGUCUCUCGCCCCUACCACCCUCCAGCAAACCUGCUACCACUCCAUCUGGAUCAAUAUCAUUCCCUUCCCCCGCGUCCGCGACAACCUCAUCCGGCGCGAAGGCCGCUUCGACCAAUGGGAGAUGAUGCAGGACUUCGUCGGCGAUCUCAUGCGCUCCACACCGGCCCCGUGGCAACAAGGCGCGCCGGUUAGCUUCACCGUCCCCGUCCCGGAGCCCAAGCACCCCCUGCCUCUCUUAUCAGGAAGUGACACAGAUGAAGUCACCGCCGGGCGCAAGGGGCUCAUCGUUUGGGGCGAGCCGCACGAUAUGCAGAGCUGGGAGGUCACCCCCGGCUUCUUCAAUAAGUGGCCAUGGGCAGUGGAGGGCUGCGACGAGUUGGUUGAGAUUAGCAACCGCUGGAGGAUGAAAAGGGGGGAAGAGCCUGUGAGGUUAUCGAUGUCGAGGAGCUAUGUUUGAGUGGCUUUCUUCAUUCUGAGAAUUAGAUACUCUGUAAGCAAUGGUAGUUCUGUAGUGUAAAUAGGAAGUUUCUUGUUCUUUAGAAGAAAUUGAUGUAGUGAAAUAUAAAUUUAAAUACUAUUUUUAAA
Molecule: messenger RNA, 1462 nt
Organism: Ilyonectria robusta
Lineage: Eukaryota; Fungi; Ascomycota; Sordariomycetes; Hypocreales; Nectriaceae
Exons: 1
Coding region: 399-1334 (311 amino acids)
Source: RefSeq, a predicted model, not a curated record